AUGACGUGCCGGCUAGGAAGAACCCUGUCUAGAAGAAUUUCAAAUCCCUAUUUGGAAACUCCUUCAAACAAGAUUUAUGGAGAAAGUUCUUCCUGUGCUGGGAGAGCUCUCAGGAAUAUUUUUACUCUACAAGCGUCUGACCUGAUUAAAGACAGGGUGUACCUUACUGGCAUUUGCAGGAGAAGCUGUGUUGGAUCGGAACUGGUAGACUGGCUUCUGGAGCAGUGCCCUUUUGUUAAGUGCAGAUCUACAGCAGUUGGAGUGUGGCAGCUUCUCCUGGAUAUGGGCAUUAUAUUAUCAGUGGACAGACAACUCUAUUUUCAAGACACUCAUGCUUUCUACCAGUUCUCAGCGGAUGAAUGUACCUACCUUUUCUGUGAAUUUGAGAAAGAGGAAGGGUGGAAGAAUGGGGUAAAGCUCCUACUUCAGCUACUGCCGCUGUCUCCUCCCAGGAUUGACAUGUGUAAUCUGCCUGAUCAAAAAAUAGAAGAUACGGCAGAAACCAAUGCUGAAAUUCUUGCUCGUCUCACUUCUGCGGUUCAGAGAGAACUGGCUGCUGUCAUUGCCUUGAAAGCAAGGAAGUCAGCAAUUCAUCAAAAUGAAGAAAACAGCAGUCAAGAAAUAAGAGGACUAGAAGAGCUCAAGGAUACCUCUGAUGCUCAGGCAGGGGUUUUGUGCAAGCUUCAGGGAAGAGAUGACAUCGGACGGAUUGAGCUGGUCCAGAAGCUGGCGAGAGAAAACUGCCAGUUUUUGCAGGCGGACAGAAAACCACCGGAGAAGGCAGAACAAAGGCACGGAUACUUAUCAAAUAAAUACAAUAUCAGUUUAGGCCUUUUUGCCAAAUACUUUCGAUAUGAUAACACCGCUUCAGGUGGCUCAGGAGGUCAAGAAGGAGGACAUAUUUUGAGGGAGGAGAAAGGGAGUGAUCCAAGGGAGAUUACUCGGGAAUCUGGUGUCGAUGCUGCUCCUCAUGCUUUGGCAUUGAACUGUUGCUACAUCUACAUCUACAUCUACAUCUACAUCUACAUCUACAUCUACAUCUACAUCUACAUCUACAUCUACAUCUACAUCUACAUCUACAUCUACAUCUACAUCUACAUCUACAUCUACAUCUACAUCUACAUCUACAUCUACAUCUACAUCUGUCUGAUCUUUGCUUAA
This is a messenger RNA of Aptenodytes forsteri (emperor penguin), 1161 nucleotides long. RefSeq names its product rap guanine nucleotide exchange factor 5-like. Gene Ontology annotation, biological process: intracellular signal transduction. The coding region runs from base 1 to 1161 and encodes 386 amino acids. NCBI's taxonomy places the organism in Eukaryota, Metazoa, Chordata, Aves, Sphenisciformes, Spheniscidae. The transcript is spliced from 13 exons. The record is from RefSeq and is a predicted model, not a curated record.